This is a messenger RNA of Oryzias melastigma (Indian medaka), 1978 nucleotides long. RefSeq names its product POU class 2 homeobox associating factor 1. Bases 563 to 1429 code for a protein of 288 amino acids. The transcript is spliced from 5 exons. Gene Ontology annotation, biological process: positive regulation of transcription by RNA polymerase II. Gene Ontology annotation, cellular component: RNA polymerase II transcription regulator complex. Gene Ontology annotation, molecular function: POU domain binding; transcription coactivator activity; DNA binding. The record is from RefSeq and is a predicted model, not a curated record. Lineage: Eukaryota; Metazoa; Chordata; Actinopteri; Beloniformes; Adrianichthyidae.
CUGGUUGGUUGUUCAAGUCCUUCAUCUCAUAGAACUGGAUGUUUCUGAGUUCAUCCAUGAGCCCAAAAGGCUUAGAUUUUGUAUUUAAUCUCCCAUUUCAAACACAAGCACAGACAGUUAUUCCUCCAACAAACAAGCAGCAGAAUGACUCUAUCAUGUCUCCUGUCAGUCUUUUCCUCGUCUUCACAGGUCGUCUCUGAGAGUUUGUUGUCAACAGGAAGUAUCAAGACACCAGCAUGUUUUUGAUCAACAGAUAUUUUCAUUACAUUUUUUUUUUGUUUGUUUAUCAGAGACAAACUUAAUCGUGGACGCUUGGCUUAGUUUCAGGUCUUCGUCUUUCGGUCUUCUGCUGAAAAGUUCUGCAGCUUGUUGUUUCGGGUCGACUGCACCAACACUGAAACCGGAGGUUGCUGGGGGUGGGGGUGGGGGUUCAGACUGGUGGUUGGAGAAGCUGGGUCCUCUCUGGGGACCAGUCCGCUCCAGCUGCGAAUAUAAAAGCCGUAAAUCGUCCCGCCACCCUGAUUUCUGUCACCUUGACACUGACGGUGGACGGACAAGCAGAAUGCACUGGGACAAAACACCCCCAUCUGGGCUGGGCAGGUCCAGACCGUACCAAGGUGUCCGGGUCCGGGAUCCCGUCAAAGAGCUGCUGAGGAGGAAGAGGAGCCUGGAGCCGCGCGGUGCCAAGACCGCCGUGUCCACCUCGGACGCGGCAGCGCACGGCAGCCAGCCAACGUUUACAGCAGCAAUGUUUGGCUCUGACGUGGCCGCCGCCCCGACCGAGCCCGUGUCUGACGGAGGGCUGCAGUGUUCGAGCUGGAAGACCUCAGCAGGCGGUGCCGCGCCACUUUGGUCAUCGUCUGACUACAACCAGCAGGACUCAACAGCUCAGACUCUGGGGUACCAGGCUGCACCCGCCCUCACCGCCGACGUGUACAUGCAGACUCUGUGUCCCAGUUACACCAUGCUGACCUACACCCACACACCACUACUCACCAACUUUGGGACCAUACCAGUGGCCCCCGCCCAACCCUCUGUUCCCCAGAUGGAGCUCUCAGACUCAGGGUUGACCUACCUGCCCUGGGCCCAGCCCCUCACCACCAUAUCCUCCAUGCCCAACCAGUUUGCCUCCAGCUCUGCGGCCCUUUCCGGGUCUCCUCUGGUCCCGGUGCCUUUAUCCAUGUCCCUGGCGACGAUGAUCCCACAGCUGGGGGCCCAGGGCGGGGAGCCUCAAUCCCAGAUUCUGGAACUCCCUCUGAACUCGGACCAUCAGCUGGACCCGGAGCAGCAAGGCCAGGCUCUGACUGAAAGCCCAGAAGAUGCACCAGAGUCUCCAAACCUGCUGGAUAAACUUCUGGAGGACCACAAGAAGCAGGAAGAAGAGGACAAGGACUCGUACAGCAGCUCGCUCUUCAUCACCGACGUCUGAAAGGUCUGCUGUUGUUCAGUUUGAUGGAAAGGCCUUCUCCUCAGGGUCCUAAAGAAAAGUCUCCUCAUUUUUCUACAAUCAUUACACUUUUGCUUGUUAUGAAGACUGUUUUAUUUGGUAUUUCUGUGAAACCUGUAAUGGUGCAUUCACACCGGAUGCGAUUUGUGAAGCAGGAGCAUCAAGUUUCAAUAUUAAGUCAAUGUAAAGAUUUUGUGUUGCGAUUUUCCCAGUUUUAUGUAUGCCCUCUCGAGUUGCAGCUCAAUUUGGGAAAGAGAAUCUGGCCACAGAGAAAAAAUAUGGCGCUUCCAAAGCUGGAAGUCCCUCCCCCUGCUGGAGCCAGACCAAGAGGACAUCAUUUGCGCCCGAAAUCAUUUGCCAGAAGUCCUGGACCAGAACCCCCGUCGGAAGCUUUCGACCUUUUUUCCCUUUGACAUACCGUAACCGCUUACGAGAUCAACUGAUUCACAGAGAAAAAAGCUGCAUUUCAUCGUCUUUUUCUCCAGAGGUAAACAGGUGUAGUUAUACAAAUCUGAACACUUGUAAAUAUUG